Messenger RNA from Botrytis fragariae, 486 nucleotides. RefSeq lists its product as uncharacterized. The record is from RefSeq and is a predicted model, not a curated record. The coding region runs from base 1 to 486 and encodes 161 amino acids. NCBI's taxonomy places the organism in Eukaryota, Fungi, Ascomycota, Leotiomycetes, Helotiales, Sclerotiniaceae. The transcript has a single exon.
AUGGAAUUAAAUUUGACUGUGCCAAGCUCUUCUAUUCCACGCACAAUAAGCUCAACUUCUGCCACUCCUAAUACAAAAUCGCCUGGGUUCCCAAUCGGUAAUGUAACUUUCCUAGCCGGAACAUUGUCCGGCACCAAGUCAGGACUUUUCACCAGUCAGUAUUUUUCUACAAGCUUCAUUCUCUCUGGAACUACCAUCAUCUCUAACUCCACGGGGAUCUCUUCUGUGAUGAUCGAGUCAACUUCCAUGUCCAAAGCACCAGAAGCAACUAUCUUAUGGGCAACUUCCGUAUCUAUUAGCACAAUUCAAGUCAGUGUAUCCAAGAGUAGUAAUAGUGGUAAACCAUCUAUUUCCCUCUCGUCAUCACCACGAACUACUUCUGCCGCCGCACCUGUUCGCUCUUCAACAAUUACUGUUCCAUCAAGUCAUGUUGCAUCCACAACCACACCAGCUAUUGAAACCACUACUUCGAUCAAUAUGUUUUAA